Messenger RNA from Apodemus sylvaticus (European woodmouse), 1357 nucleotides. RefSeq names its product nudix hydrolase 17 (gene Nudt17). The record is from RefSeq and is a predicted model, not a curated record. NCBI's taxonomy places the organism in Eukaryota, Metazoa, Chordata, Mammalia, Rodentia, Muridae. Gene Ontology annotation, cellular component: cytosol. Gene Ontology annotation, biological process: NAD+ catabolic process; NADP+ catabolic process. Gene Ontology annotation, molecular function: NADH pyrophosphatase activity. The transcript has 7 exons. The coding region runs from base 211 to 1107 and encodes 298 amino acids.
CUUUAUGAACAUCACACCCAGGGAUUGUCCCCAAAAGUUGUUAUCUAAAUUUCCCAGCGGGUCUGGAAAACCUGACUUGCGUAGGCCGGCCGGAAACUGUACGCCUCACCACGCUGGUCCACCAGGGGGCGCCAGGCAAGCGGUGACCAGAGCUGUUCAGUGAACAGAGCUACACGGUGACCAGAGCCGCGCGGUGACCAGAGCUGCGCAAUGGCUGCUGCCCGGUUGCUGCUGCGUCUUGCCGGGCGCCUGGAGUCAGUGAGCUUCACACAGAGCGUGUGUGGCCUCCUGGGCGCCGGGCAGGGACCCGGGCCGUGGCACACGCAUUGCAGCUUGGAGCGAGGACAACUUGUCCUCUCUAGCAAUCCAUUUCCCGGCGCUUCGGAGAGGCUUCCAAUCCAGAGACCGCUUUUCUGCCCUUUUGCGGCUCUGGACCAGCAGCCUGAGAUCUACAGGACAGAGCCGCUCACAAAUCGAGGUGUGGACCUGGGUGUAGCAGUCAUUCUUCAGUCCAGUGACCAGACUGUAUUGUUGACCCGAAGGCCAUGCACUCUCCGUAUUUCCCCUAACCUGUGGGUCCCUCCAGGUGGGCACAUGGAACAUGAUGAGGAGACACUGGAGUGUGGGCUCCGAGAGCUCAGGGAAGAGUGUGGACUACAGCUGCCCCAGAACCAGUUUUCUUGUGUCCUUCUGGGGUUAUGGGAGUCUGCCUACCCUCCUAGGCUGAGCUGGGGUUUCCCCAAGUACCACCACCUCAUUCUCUAUGUGCUCGUGAUCGCCCAGGAGUCACAGGAGCAGCUGCAGGCCAGGAUCCAAAUAAACCCAAAGGAGGUGAGUGCUUUUAUGUGGCUGCGACCAGAUGUAGCAGCGGCCGUGGCUGCCACAGAGGAUGGGACAAAGACACCCAGACUUCUCUCCCAGGACCUACCACUCUCUGUCUGUGCAACCGAACUGAGGAACGGUGGAGGAUACCAACCUCUGCUCCUGCCCAUGGCCACACUCAUGCGGACAACCCCAACCACAGCGGAGGAGGACAAAGAAAGGAUCGGCGCUGGAACCAAGUUUGCCCUCCAGCUCUGGCUGCAAUAUCUGGGCAGGUGCGAGUAGCACAGCCUUGGUACAGGAUGGUCCGGUGCUCUUAGGGACAUCAGAGGGAGAGCAGCUGCUCUUGGCUGUGUUUGUGUGAAUGCCCCCCCCCCCAGGUAAAAGUGAAGCUCACGUGGACCCCAGACCACAAUGGCAGCCUGGCAACCCGAGACUGAGUCCAAUACCUGGGAUCGCCUUCAAGAUGGAAGGAGCGGUCCCACUCUGUAAAGUUGUCCUCUGACUUCCACAUGCAAAACCGUGGCGCACAUAC